This is a messenger RNA of Rhinichthys klamathensis goyatoka, 695 nucleotides long. RefSeq lists its product as uncharacterized. Lineage: Eukaryota; Metazoa; Chordata; Actinopteri; Cypriniformes; Leuciscidae. The transcript is spliced from 2 exons. Bases 162 to 488 code for a protein of 108 amino acids. The record is from RefSeq and is a predicted model, not a curated record.
UGGAUAGCCUCCUCCUCCUUUUCUCUCCAACCUGGUGGCUCAGGUUUGUCUCACCUUAUUUCGGAAGCACGGAAGAUCAGAAGUCAGCAGGAACAGCGUGCAGCUGUGAAAACUGAUUCCCACCAAACAAAUCCCCCCUCAGGCCUCUGCCGCCUGACACCAUGAAUAUCUCACUUGAGAACCCCUAUGGUGAUGUCACCAUCCCUCGUGCCAAGUUGCGGGAUGAGGGUGACUCCAGCACCAUCAUCAUGAACCCAAUGGCGUUAGAGAGCGCCUAUAACAACCGUAAUUCCGCCUCAAACCCCUACAGCAGCUUCAAAACUCCAGGGGAGAUCAACACCUCGGGUGUCCCGGUUUACGGAGAGGCCAGGAACGGCAGCCAGAACCCCCCUCCUUACAACAACCAGCCAGGAUACACGGUGAAGGAAAGCGACGAGCAGGUGGGACGCUGCUACGCCUGUUGCUGCCCCUGCCGGAGGAGGAAGUAAGACCAGAUGAUGUUACCCUGUGGGUUAACAGUUAGGAACCAUCAUUCAGCCUCCCAAAUUUUGAAAGCCAAAUGCCAUAUAGUUCUAAAAUGACUGGAUUUUAUGGAACCUUAGCCCUGGAGACCAUACUGUGGUUUGGACAAAACAAGAGCUGACCUUCUGUGACUGCACCGAAACCUGUUAUAUUAAAUAUUUACUUUUGGAUUA